Tachyglossus aculeatus (Australian echidna) is the source of this 1005-nucleotide messenger RNA. RefSeq names its product nurim (gene NRM). Gene Ontology annotation, cellular component: nuclear membrane. The record is from RefSeq and is a predicted model, not a curated record. The transcript is spliced from 4 exons. NCBI's taxonomy places the organism in Eukaryota, Metazoa, Chordata, Mammalia, Monotremata, Tachyglossidae. The coding region runs from base 39 to 857 and encodes 272 amino acids.
UUCUGUUUUCCCUCCUUCCCGUGGCUGCCGUCCGCCAGAUGGUGAACCCCUCCACCAAGCCGGCUGAGUCGCUCCAAAGUCGCUCGACCCUGUCGGUGUCCCGCUUAGGGGAGCCCCGCCCCUGGUCCUUCGGGAAGAGAGUCAGGGAAUCCAUUCCCGUCGCCUCCGGUCCCACUUCCGACACCAAAUAUGCCCGGGGCUGGCUGGCCGCCCUGAGGGACCCCGGCGUCCUGGGUGCCCUGGCGCAGGACCUGGGGCUGCUGAUUCUGUUCAUGGCGCAGCACAGCCUGAUGGCCGCCGAGCCCGUGAAGGCCUGGGCCGCCCGGCGGUUCGGAGUCCUGCACAGGUCCCUCUACGUGGCCUGCACCGCCCUGGCGCUGCAGGUGCUGAUGCGCUGCUGGGAGCCUGUGCGCGGGGGUCCGGCGCUCUGGGACGCCCGGGCCGAGCCCUGGGCCACCUGGGUCCCCCUGUUUUGCUUCGUGUUGCACACCAUCUCCUGGCUGCUCAUCUUCAGCAUCCUCCUCGUUUUCGACUACGCGGAGCUCAUGGGACUCAAGCAGGUGUACUACCACGUGCUGGGCCUGGGCGAACCGCUGGCCCUCAAGUCGCCGGGGGUCCAGCAGCUGUUUGCCCACCUGCGGCACCCGGUGUGCGUGGAGCUGCUGGCCGUGCUGUGGGCCGUGCCCCGGCUGGGCCCCGACCGGCUGCUCCUGGCCGCGCUGCUCACCCUCUACCUGGGCCUGGCCCACGGCCUGGACCAGCGCGACCUGCACUACCUCCGGGCCCAGCUCCGACGCAAGCUCGACAUGCUGGCCCUGCCCCACCACCCGGCCCCGGCCCCGGCCCCGGCCCGCUGAAGGGGCCAACCGGGACCGACCGACCGACCGACGCCAGGCCUCGCCCCUGUCCAAAUGGCCCGCACCCCUUUGAAUCUCCCGCCUUCGCUGUGGCUGUGAGGCCUCGCCCAUUGGGGGGCCCGCCUUGACUCGGCCUCUCCCUCCCCCC